UUUCUGGUAGAUAUGACCGAAUUUUGCCAUCACUUGUUCUCUCUAUUAAACGCCCGAAUCCUGUGUUUAUCAUUUGUAGAAAAAAUUUUUGUCUUUCUUCUUCUAUUAAAUAUUAUCUUUAAAUUAAACCGAAUCUCCCUAAUUCACUCUUUCUCAUCAAAUCCUUUGUUUUUCUAGUUUCCCCAAGAUACCUCAAAUCUCUUGAUCUCUCUAUUAAUCCCUUUAUUCCUAUUAUCCCUCUCUUCCUUUGAUUACGUUGAUUUCUU
This is a messenger RNA of Meloidogyne enterolobii, 266 nucleotides long. The record is from the annotation of a GenBank genome assembly. NCBI's taxonomy places the organism in Eukaryota, Metazoa, Nematoda, Chromadorea, Rhabditida, Meloidogynidae.